Messenger RNA from Aspergillus steynii IBT 23096, 2094 nucleotides. RefSeq names its product DNA-directed DNA polymerase IV. Gene Ontology annotation, molecular function: DNA-directed DNA polymerase activity; DNA binding. NCBI's taxonomy places the organism in Eukaryota, Fungi, Ascomycota, Eurotiomycetes, Eurotiales, Aspergillaceae. Bases 118 to 2094 code for a protein of 658 amino acids. Gene Ontology annotation, biological process: double-strand break repair via nonhomologous end joining. The record is from RefSeq and is a predicted model, not a curated record. The transcript is spliced from 4 exons. Gene Ontology annotation, cellular component: nucleus.
UCCGAUUUUGAUCGUGUUAUAGCUCGCUCGAGAAAGAGGAAUGAACCCGAAAUCGACUCCUUUGUCACUUCUUCUCAUACUUUGACUUCCGCUUUGAACACCAAGUCUCCGGUUCGGAUGAGUCUGGCGCGCACAAGCUCCCUUUCGGGUCUUCAAUCUUCGGUUCAAGCGAGUGCUGUGAGCUCGAGGCACAGAAGUGAUUCAGCCAGCAGUGGGGAUCGCGUAGCUCCUGCAGUAACAAGACCGAAUAUCGACGGGCCUGUGCCGGACAAGACCAAAGUCAGUAUGACAUCGACGACCAGUAAGCGGAAGCGGGCACAUUUGCCCAAGGUGAUCCCCGAGCAUCAGCAGAUUUUCAAGGGUCUUAACUUCUUCUUCUUUCCAAACAAUGACGUCUCGCCAUUCCGACGCCUACGGAUCCAGCGAGCGCAGGAAUACGGGGCUCGAUGGGCACAGUCGUGGGAUGAUGAGAAUAUCACACAUGUCAUAGUUGACAAGGGGUUGACUUUCCAGGAAGUUUUGAAACAUCUGAAGCUGGAGGAUUUCCCGUCAACUAUAGCUCUUGUCGGCGAGGGCUAUCCGGCGGAAUGUAUCAACUUCCGGGCAAUUCUCAAUACGACGCAAAGCCGAUUUCGCGUCAAGGGAGCGCCGGUAUCCACUGUGGUCAAAGAACCAGCGCCUAUGGAAGAAGCACCUUCGAGCCAAUCCCUGCCGUUAAAGCCGGCGGGGAAGCAUCUGCAAGCCGCGACACCAUCCCAAAGUUCUGCAGUUUCAAAUGAUCAGGUCCCCGUGGGUGUCAAUACAGCACAGGAGCCUCCGGAGGCUAGGCAUGAAGAGACUGUUCAUGAAACCCAUUUGCGGGAACGCGAUGCGUUGGAUGAUAUGAUUGACGAGGCCAAAGCCGUGAAAGAUCUGCCCCUCGAGCCUCUAGAAGCCCUUGAUGAAGACCCUACGAUCGAAGAAUCCGACGCCGAGACCGAGGAGUCGGGUUCUGAGAAACCCAUCGCAAAGAAAAGGGGAUCAAUACAGAAGGACACCAAAGCGACGGGUGACUGGCAGCAGAAGUUUGCAUGCAUGCAGAAACACGAUGCAAAGUCGAACGCCGAAGGACCGAAUACCAGGACCAUCGAAGUCCUUCAGCAGAUGUUGGACUACUACACCAGGACGGAUGAUAAUUGGCGUGUAAUCGCUUAUCGAAAAGCCAUCUCCGCCCUUCGUCGACAGUCCAAGAAAGUUGUGAACCGCUCCCAGGCCCUCGCCAUCCCGGGAAUAGGAACACGCCUGGCGGACAAGAUCGAGGAAAUCGUCUGCACGAAUCGCCUCCGUCGCCUAGAGAAUACGAACACCACGGCGGAGGAUCAGAUCCUUCAACUAUUCCUUGGUGUCUACGGGGCUGGGGUUUCGCAGGCAUCGAGAUGGAUCGCUCAAGGCUAUAAGACCCUGGAAGAUCUUCAAACCAAAGCCUCGCUGAGUCAAAACCAGCGCCUGGGUGUGGAACAUUACCAUGACUUUUCCCAGCGGAUCCAGCGCAGCGAGGUCAAGGCGCACGGCGACGUCGUCCGGCAAGCCGUACAAAGGACCGACCCUGAAAUGCAAGUCAUCAUCAGUGGCUCCUAUCGACGUGGAGCGGCCAACUCGGGCGACAUCGACGUGCUCAUCACCAAGCCCGACGCGACCAACGAGCAGAUCCGAACGAUGAUGACGGAAGAUGUGAUUCCUCAACUGUUCCGACAGGGAUUCCUCCAAGUCAGCCUGGCUAGCACGUCCCGAGGGGACGGCUCGAAGUGGCACGGUGCGUCCAAGUUGCCAGGCAGCCCCGUCUGGCGUCGGAUUGAUCUUCUGUUCGUGCCGGGGUCGGAAAUUGGGGCUGCAUUGAUCUACUUCACGGGGAACGACAUUUUCAACCGGAGCAUGAGGCUCCUGGCGCGAAAGAAAGGCAUGCGGUUAAACCAGCGAGGGCUCUAUACCGACGUGCUACGUGGACCACGGCAGGUGAAAGUCACCACCGGUCGACUUCUCGAAGGACGCGACGAGCGACGAAUCUUCGAGAUCUUAGGGGUUCCCUGGCGACCUCCCGAGCACCGCAUAUGCUGA